This is a messenger RNA of Balaenoptera musculus (blue whale), 2000 nucleotides long. It is a transcript of the gene PEX19, whose product is annotated as peroxisomal biogenesis factor 19. Gene Ontology annotation, biological process: protein import into peroxisome membrane. The record is from RefSeq and is a predicted model, not a curated record. The coding region runs from base 24 to 923 and encodes 299 amino acids. Lineage: Eukaryota; Metazoa; Chordata; Mammalia; Artiodactyla; Balaenopteridae. The transcript has 8 exons. Gene Ontology annotation, cellular component: peroxisome; peroxisomal membrane.
UACGGCACGGCGGAGGUGGCAAGAUGGCCGCGGCUGAGGAGGAAGGUGGUGUUGGGGCCGAAGCCGACCGGGAAUUGGAAGAGCUGCUGGAAAGUGCUCUUGAUGAUUUCGAUAAGGCCAAACCGUCUCCAGCACCCCCUCCUACCACCACAGCCCCUGAUGCUUCGGGGUCCCAGAAGAGAUCGCCGGGAGAUACUGCCAAAGAUGCCCUCUUCGCCUCCCAAGAGAAGUUUUUCCAGGAACUGUUUGACAGCGAGCUGGCUUCCCAAGCCACUGCAGAGUUUGAGAAAGCAAUGAAGGAGUUGGCUGAGGAAGAGCCCCACCUGGUAGAGCAGUUCCAAAAGCUCUCAGAGGCUGCUGGGAGAGUAGGCAGUGAUGCGACUUCCCAACAAGAAUUCACUUCUUGCCUAAAGGAGACAUUAAGUGGACUAGCCAAGAAUGCCACUGACCUUCAGAACUCUGGCAUGUCAGAAGAGGAGCUGACCAAGGCCAUGGAAGGGCUGGGCAUGGACGAAGGAGACGGGGAAGGGACCAUCCUCCCCAUCAUGCAGAGUAUCAUGCAGAACCUCCUGUCCAAGGAUGUGCUGUACCCGUCACUGAAAGAGAUUACAGAAAAGUAUCCAGAAUGGUUGCAGACUCACCGAGAAUCUCUACUUCCAGAGCAGUUUGAAAAAUAUCAGGAACAACACAGUGUCAUGGGCAAAAUAUGUGAGCAGUUUGAGGCAGAAACCCCCACAGAGAGUGAGGGCACUCAAAAGGCUCGUUUUGAGGUGGUGCUGGAUCUCAUGCAGCAGCUACAGGAUUUGGGCCAUCCUCCAAAAGAGCUUGCUGGGGAGAUGCCUCCUGGCCUCAACUUUGACCUGGAUGCCCUCAAUCUCUCGGGCCCACCAGGUGCCAAUGGCGAACAGUGUCUGAUCAUGUGAAACACAACAUGCUUUCUUCCCUGAUUCCCAGCCGUGGGGGAACGUCUGGAGUCAGCAGCACCACUGGGAGCUGAGGCAGGAGUGUCGUCUACAGGAGUGGUCUGCCCACUGCCAUCUGUCAUCCCACCCAAGAUUGUGCCAUACCAGCUGAGGCUUUUUCUGUGUCCUUCUAGGAAUAAGGCCUGUUCUGCAGAUCAUUUCUGUGAACCCUUUCCAUUGUGGUUUCUGCUGCUAGCAAAGGCCCAGCUACCUACCAGGUGAACGAAGGCGUCCCUUUUGGGGCAUGCACCUUCUUUCCUCUCCCAAGAUAAUGUUAUACAGGGCCACACUGAGUUCAGUUUUGUACCCAGGGUCUUCGUGCCUUGUCUCUACUCCCUGUCUUGGACCUGGGGAGCAGGGACAGAGUCCUAGGACUCUAUAUUUCAAUAGUUCUCUUGGGCAGCACCUGUGGGAAUGAAUGGGGAGAAACUUAGCCUGGGCUAGGGGUUUAGGUCUGUCACCACACCCUCUUGCCUUCAGACUGUUCUGAAUUCUCUGAAGGGAAAGUAAGUGGGGGGACUUUUGCAUCUAAAAAUGCUACUCUUUCACAGUAGGUUGAAAUAGAAGCCCUGGGAUUCUCCUCUCUCCAGGUACAGAGUCCUCAACUCCCUGUACCAGCCUGAAAACUCAAGUAGCUGCCCUGUUCUUUCUGUAAUGCUAUGUGAUCUGGAUGAACUCAGCCCUUGACCUUCCUUUACCCCCUGCCUCUCCUCUCAUCUCUCUAUUUUAAAUACCUCUUUAUUCCAACCCUUCUCUGAGCCCAAACUGUGACAAAGAAGGGUCCAUCCUGUUUCCCCUCAUCUAGUCCAUCCACCACCCUCACUGGCCCCCCUAUCACCCUGGCAAACGUAUAUAAUUAUAGUGUCAGGUCUAGGAAAUGAAUUACUGUUCUUCCCCAGAUACAUUUUGGCUUAUUUGAGACAUCUCAUUUGUUUGAAUCCUGUUCACUGAUUCAGGGAGGUAGCUUGGGAAAGGUGGGGUGGGAUGCAGCCUGGGUCCUUUUUCCUGACUAAUAAAUAUUCUGAGUGAGGGAUUGUA